Messenger RNA from Polypterus senegalus (gray bichir), 512 nucleotides. RefSeq lists its product as uncharacterized. The record is from RefSeq and is a predicted model, not a curated record. Gene Ontology annotation, molecular function: protein binding. NCBI's taxonomy places the organism in Eukaryota, Metazoa, Chordata, Cladistia, Polypteriformes, Polypteridae. The transcript has 4 exons. The coding region runs from base 238 to 501 and encodes 87 amino acids.
UUGUGGUUAGCAUGGAUCCCUCAAGCAGCUGAAACAAUCAAAGGAAAAAAGAGGCCAUCUGCACCAUUUUCAAGGCUGUGCCCUUGAGAGUACAGCUGUCGACAGGAAACAUCAGAGCCGGCCUGGGUGGGACAGCAAGGCUAAAGAACAAAAGAAGUUUGAACCAUAAAGAGACAGAGAGGAGGCCUACCUGCCCAGGUAGGAAAAGCGAACACAGAUCUGCACAGCGGAACAAUCAUGAAGACUCUCUUCUUAUUUGCCAUUGUGGGAGUGUUUUAUUGUUCAGGAAUCAUGUCAGAAGAUAUACCUGCUGGCACAGGCGAAGAGGCUGACUGUGGGAAGUACCUGGACGCUGGUUGUACCAAGGAGUAUGGCCCAGUAUGUGGCGCCAAUAACAUCCUUUAUGCAAAUGAGUGUGUGUUCUGCAAGGAAACCAAGGGGAAGAUCAAAAUCAAGAACCGUGGAGAGUGCAGGACAUUACUAACUACCAGUUCUAAGUAAAAAAAAAAAAA